CUCGAACGCGCCGCACCGUCUUUUGUUUCGCCAGUCGCUGCGCAGUCGUCCCCCGGACAACUGAACGGCGCUGAGCGGAUUGGCUGCGCUCCUGCUAACGACGCGCUAUGUGCUGCAGACAGCCAUGCGGGCCCAGGGUGUCGCAGUGAGGCUGCAGCUGCUGCUGCUGGCGCUCCUGACGCAGUUGGCGGUGCGCAUCCUGUCCGACAACAGCUGCGCCGGUGGUGGAGACGUCCGCUGUGUAGUCGACCAUGCGGCGGACGAAGGCAAUGGCGUCGCUUCCAGUUCAGAUUUGGCCCACAACGAAUCCAGCCAUGACGUGGCAGACCUGGUGCGUCACUGGGGCUACGACCUGGACAACGGCCCGACCCUGUGGCCGUCGUCGUCCCCGGAGUGCGGCGGCCGCCGGCAGAGCCCCGUGGCGCUGGACACCACGUCCGCUAUGGCCAGCCACCAGCCGCGCCUGCACUGGUUCGGCUGGCACAACCUGCCCGUCUCGCAGCACGUCGCCAACAACGGACACACCGUGUCGGUGAAGUCGACGUACCUGAGCGAGAAGGAGGUGCCGGUGGUGUGGCUGUCGGACUCGGAGCGCCGCUACAGGCUGGACAGCGCGCAUUUCCACUGGGGCGGCAGCGAGCACACGCUCAACGGCGAGAGGUUCGCUAUGGAGAUGCACGUGGUGACGUUUGACAGGCGCUUCCCGUCGCUGGAGAAAGCCAGGAGCCAGAAGAACGGCGUGCUCGUGCUUGCCUACUUCUUCCGGGCGUCGGCGACGGGCAGCGCGGCGCUGCAGCAGCUGGUGUCCCGCCACCUGGCCGCCGUGGUGCGGCCGCAGACGUCGCGGCUGGUGGCGCGGCCGCUGCGCCUGUCGCGGCUCGCCCACCCCUUCGAGAAGUCCUUCCUGCUCUACCAGGGCUCGCUCACCACGCCGCCCUGCAGCCAGGUCGUGCGCUGGGUCCUCUCCAAGGACGUGCACUCCGUCUCCCGACAGCAGCUUUUGCUACUGUCACGCCUACAGAACGACAAGGGCAAACCGCUAGUGCGCAACUGGAGGCCCCUGCAGCCACUCAAUGGCCGGACUGUCACCAAUGUCUUCUGA
Messenger RNA from Schistocerca americana (American grasshopper), 1102 nucleotides. Its product is annotated as carbonic anhydrase 2-like. The record is from RefSeq and is a predicted model, not a curated record. Gene Ontology annotation, molecular function: zinc ion binding; carbonate dehydratase activity. The transcript has 9 exons. NCBI's taxonomy places the organism in Eukaryota, Metazoa, Arthropoda, Insecta, Orthoptera, Acrididae. Gene Ontology annotation, cellular component: cytoplasm. The coding region runs from base 125 to 1102 and encodes 325 amino acids.